This is a messenger RNA of Wyeomyia smithii (pitcher-plant mosquito), 1011 nucleotides long. Its product is annotated as tetra-peptide repeat homeobox protein 1-like. The transcript has 3 exons. The record is from RefSeq and is a predicted model, not a curated record. Lineage: Eukaryota; Metazoa; Arthropoda; Insecta; Diptera; Culicidae. The coding region runs from base 164 to 838 and encodes 224 amino acids.
CCGAUCGAGUGACACGCCAGCCAGACGCUACAAGGCAGACGCUGAAUUUGUGUUUUUGGUGAAGAAGUUGUGAUUUCGGCGAUAGAGAUUAAGGAUUAGCCGAAACUGUAGUGAAGAGUACGGUGAGACAUUCGCGCAGAGAACAUCCGCCAAGCAGUUAGCAAUGAAAAUGAAAGUUCUGAUAAUCUUACUUCCCCUGACGAUCGCCUCUACGAUGGCCAUAACCACAUCCCCGAUUCGAAACCCCAACGGCGACAACCGACUGGAUCCGACGGCAACCAGUCGAAAGGAAAAGCGUGGUAUUUUUGGCUUCGGAGGGUACGCUCCGGCAGCACCGAUUUACGGACACGCUUUCGGUCAUGCACACGCCAUACCGGCGGCUCUUCCUGCACCCGCGCCCCUUCCGGUGUUACCGGAUCCGGAUGGUCUUGUGGUGCCGGCGUCUGGACCACUAGGUGGUCCCUUUCUAGGAGCGCACGCUCACACGCACACUGUGGUCACGAAGAAAAUCGGAGUUCCCAUCCCACAGCCGUAUGCUGUUCCGGUUGACAGACCGUUUCCGGUGCCGGUCAAGAUUCACGUACCAGUGCCGGUGGAUCGUCCCUACCCGGUUGCCGUUCCGAAACCGUUUGCCGUCCCCGUGGAUAGGCCCUAUCCGGUUCCGGUGGAUCGGCCGUACCCAGUGCCGGUGGCUCACCCGGUGCCGGUUCCCGUUGUUAAACACGUCGGGGUGCCAGUGCCCGCACCCGUUCCAGUGGCCAUUCCUAAACCUUUCCCCGUUCCGGUACAUGCUCAUGUGGUCGGUCCGGAUCCGUGGGCAGCUGCUAAACUGUGGUAAGCGGCUAUAGGCAGCAGCUAGUCUUGCUUCGAGCGCUACAAAGCUAGAUUAUAAAACUUGCAAAUAGUACAAGAUUGGUUGGUGAUGGUAAGAAGUACCAAAUUCACACAAGAUAAUUGUAGAUAAAUGUAAGAAAUGAAAAUGUAUUUAUUGUGAAUUUAUUCUAAUAAAAA